AUGAAGUAUUCUACUGUGCCUCUGCUUCUCGUUCUCGGUGUCCUCUACACCGCCGUCAACGCCGACGAAACGCACAAGACCUACGCUCAACUCCUUGCUAAUGGUGAGGUUCCCGAUGCCUUGGGUGCUCGUGGCCAGCCUCAGAGUGAAAAGCAUGGUCAUGACGAGAGGUACCUGGUGUCUCCUGGACCGCCGUUCCUCUGUGUAAACGGCGACCCUCUUCACAAUGCCUCGAGAUGGGAGUACUUUGAGGAGUGUACCGACGUGGACACAUGUGAGGUGACAUUUGGUGGCUAUUCUGCGGUCGGACCCUGGUGCGGAGGGCCAAAAAAUCCCAACAAAUGCUGCGUCAUGUCACUCUGUGCUGCGCCCUACGACUCGACCCAAUACGCAUGUGUUGAUGUUGAGAAGUGGCCUUACUGUAGCGAGAUUGUAGGUGGCAAAGAACUCUGCCCGGGUCCCGAGUCGGUCAGAUGCUGUUCUUAGUUUCCGAAUGGAAUGGAAAGAGCAGUUCGAAUGAAUGGCUACUGGGACGAGCUGGAGUGUAUGGCAUGAUACUGUGGUCCAAUAGCAUAGAUUGGUUCUCCAGGAGAAUUUUUUUAUUAUUGAAUGAAUCCUGAGGG
Cryphonectria parasitica EP155 is the source of this 623-nucleotide messenger RNA. RefSeq lists its product as uncharacterized. The record is from RefSeq and is a predicted model, not a curated record. Lineage: Eukaryota; Fungi; Ascomycota; Sordariomycetes; Diaporthales; Cryphonectriaceae. The coding region runs from base 1 to 486 and encodes 161 amino acids. The transcript has 3 exons.